AUGUGUAAACUUUUCGUCGCCGUUGCCCUCAUCGCUGUUGUCUGUGCUCAUCCAGCUAUCCCAACAGAAGAUCAAAUGAAGGCUGAGCUUGUUGCCGCCGGAAUCUCUGAUGCUGCCUCCGCUGGAAUCGCUAAGAUCGCUGAGAGCUACAAGAGUCAAUUCGAGCCAGUCAAGGGAGAUCAUGAAGCUGCAAAGGCUGUCUUCGACAAGCUUAAGACCGAGACAGACACCUACAUCGCCACUCAAUCCGAAGCCGAUCAAACCGCCUACAAAGCAUUCGUCGAGAAGAAGAAGGACGAGUUCAAGGCUCACAAGGAGGCUGCCAGCGCAUAG
Molecule: messenger RNA, 333 nt
Organism: Caenorhabditis remanei
Lineage: Eukaryota; Metazoa; Nematoda; Chromadorea; Rhabditida; Rhabditidae
Exons: 2
Coding region: 1-333 (110 amino acids)
Source: RefSeq, a predicted model, not a curated record